UUGUUUCUUUUUAUAUAUACUAAUUAAUGAAAUACAAUUAAUUUGCAAAUAAUAAUUAAAUUGACUCUAGAGUGCUACUGUAGAUGAAUUUUCACUCAGCUACUAUAAUUCCAGAGUUUAGUACUACUUUUAUCAUUAAAAUAAUGAUUAAAAUUUUUUAAAUACAUAAAUUAAAAUAGUAGUAAUUUUAUCAUUCUAACAUCUUAUGCAACAUAUAUGUUGUAAAGGCAGAAAAGAAAUGUAAAAAAGUUCUCAAAAAUGUAAAAGAAAUUUAUGUGAAUUUUAAUGUUAAAUAAUUAUGAAAGUACUCUUUUUUUUUUAUUGUAUUAGCUUGUAUACACGUGCACAUAUUUUUGUCAUAUUAAAAAAAUAUUGUAUGUAUCUUCUUUUCUACUUUUCUUCCAUGUUUAUUCAAUCAUGUCACACUAUUGCACCAAUGUAACAUUACACUCAAGCAUUACUACAUUACUACAUUACUAAGCAAACAUAAACAGUAUUAGUCAUAUUAUUUGAUGAAUGCGUGUAUUAAAUGCAUCGUAGCAAAUUGUAUGCCCUACAAGUAUAUUAAUAUAUCCAUUAUAUUUCUGUCACCAUGUUAUGGGUAACGUGCGCGCGCGCGCGCGUGCGUACGUAUGCAUUCGUUGGUUUCGGUCAUUAUUACUGUAAUCGAUACAUUAUUAAAUCUACGUCAGCAUUACGAUGAUAACAACACGGUUUGCCUUUGUGAAUGCAUGAUAAUAACCAUAAUAACCACUUUAUUAUUAUGGCAAUCUCAUUUGCUGACACGUAAAAUUAACCUAACGUAUUAUUGGUAUUACACGCGCGCGCGUACGGUACGUAUGUGGCUCUGUACUGCGAGUGGCGUACGCACGACGCGAGAGACUACUUUCCGAAAAUUUAAUUACGUUAAUGCGCUGGAACAUUCAAUAAAAAUUGUACCGGAAACGGCGGGUUGUGUUACAAGAGAAUAUACUUCGAUUUUGAAAGCUUCUCUGGGAUAUUGAGAGCAUCAUGACUAGCACAUUUGAAAGGGACCCUAAGAAGAGAAGAGUAAAACCAGUGGAAUCGGCGCAGCAGUCUUUACUUGAUUUUGAUCUUGGUGAGAGUUCAGAUGACAGUGAUUUCAGGAUUGAGGAUCAUUGCGAAGAAUCGGAUGAUGAUUCCGUGGAUUCUAAUGGGAAAGAAGAUGCAUCUGAAGAAUCCGAUGAUUCAUUGGAAGAUCCAUUAUUGAGAGGAAAAAAUGGUACAAACCUAACUGUAGGAGAUGUAAUUGAACAAGCUCGCCAACAAGCUUUGAAGGGUGCUCCUCUCGAUGAUAAAUUAAAUAAAGUAUUAAUUUGCUGUGGCUGCUUAGGAGACAGGAGUGACGAUAUAAACGAGAUCGUCGAAUGCGAUGGUUGUGGAGUCAGUGUUCACGAAGGUUGUUAUGGUGUAUCUGAUGUGGAAAGUUUCUCCAGCACCGACUCUUUGUGUCAAUCAGCACCCUGGUUCUGCGAAGCUUGUAGCGCAGGAAUUGAUGAUCCAUCCUGCGAGCUUUGUCCUAACAAGGGUGGAAUUUUUAAAGAGACGGACGUUGGAAAAUGGGUUCAUUUAGUAUGUGCUCUUUAUGUGCCCGGCGUUGCUUUCGGCGAGGUUGAUCGCUUGUCGAGCGUAACACUAUUCGAAAUGGCGUACAGUAAGUGGGGUGCAAAAACAUGUUCUUUAUGUGAGGAUUCGUGUUACGCGCGCACAGGCGUCUGUAUCGAAUGCGAUGCUGGGAUGUGUCAUACAUAUUUUCAUGUUACUUGUGCGCAAAGAGAAGGUUUAUUAUCCGAAGCACACAGUGAGGAAGUUGAUCAAGCUGAUCCAUUCUAUGCACAUUGCAAAUUGCAUUCCGAUAAAUCUCUCGUUCGUAGACGUAGACGUAAUUGGCUGGCCUUACAAAUGCGCGCACAGUAUCGGCAACAGAUGUUGAAGCAACCGAAUCAUUUAGAUACGGACGAACAACGUAGGAUUCAAAGAAAAUUAUCCAAACACAGACAUAAGUAUUUAGCUCAUAAGGCGUCGCGUCCACCGCCAUGGGUACCUACGCAAAAAAUGCCACGUUUAUUAACUACGUCUGCGUCCGCUUGCCGUCAAUUGGCAAAAAAGGCUGAAUUGAUGGGCGUAGAUACAGCUGCACUGGAAGCACAAGAGUCUCAACUAGUGGCAUUAGUUGAUGUUAGAAAAAAAUGGCAUAUUGCUCCUGCUUUCAGUGUAGAAUUUAUUGGUUAUUACUUGGAUCGUAACUUACGCGUGACGUCAAUGAAGAGGCGGCUGCAAGAACUUCUUGACAUUAAUUCGCAGUUAUUGAAUGAACAACAGAGACUGGAUAAAAAGUAUGAUGAGGUGAUGAAGGAUAAUGAAGAGCAGAUUAGAGUGAAUGUAACGCUGAAAGAAAAGAUCGAGUUGUAUCAUCAAGUACUUAAAAAUGCCGGUUUCGUGAAGCCUUUGCCAUCAAUCGCCGAUUUGGUGAAACCAAGAAUAACACCCACGCUUGGUACAGGAUUAGGCGUGCCUACGGCUGCUGCUUUGAAGAUGGGUGUUGGAUUUCCACUUCCCGUGGGCAAAGGCGCCGAGGGUAUACGCGAGGGUAGAGUGUUGAGUAGUCAAGCACAAGAACAAAAUCACAAAAACGAACUGACAACCUUACGACAUCAAUGUGGCAUCUGCAGGCGAUCGACUAAUCAACAUCUUCUUGCUAAAUGUGACACAUGCCAUUUGCAUUAUCAUCUAUCUUGUUUGAGUCCGCCUUUAACGCGAAUGCCUAAGAAAACAAGACAGAUGGGUUGGCAAUGUUCUGAGUGCGAUAAAGAAUCCUCGGGAUCGGAAGUGGAACGUGUGGACACAUCGGCACCACGCAAAUUGAGACAUUGUAAGGAUGAAGCUAAUUCGACACCUACACCGCCACAAGAAGUGCAAGCAACCAUGACACCAAGCACGCCUAUCGCAUCAAAAAAUUCUAUCAGUAAUGUAUCGAACGUUACCAGUCCCGACACGCACACAACACCAAAGCUAACUAUUAAGCCAAUGGGACCACAACCAUCCGUAGAACCUACACAAGUAUCUGAAUCGAUCUAUAAUCAGCAAUCUGUUAAUAAUAUCACCAUAAGAGAAGGUUCACCAGAAUAUAUGGUAGCUUCUACGGAUGGAACAGAAGUGAUUUCUCAAAGAAGUGGAAAGAAAAGAAGAAGAGAAAAGCAUAAGAGAUAUUCUCCAGAUCCGAUAACUGGAAUUAAACAGAGAAAAAGGAAACAUAAAAGAAAAAGUUUAGAUGUAGAAAAUCCAGAAGUUCAAGGCCAACCAGAAGUUCACAGAAGGAUCACAAUAAAAAUAAAACCAAUCCGUCGUCCGGAAGGACACACAGACUCUGAAUCGAGUCCACAAAUGUUCGUGGCAACUUCAAGUACUGAAAUUACAUUGCCGCCGCCACCUGUGCCGCCUCCAGCUGCAAAUAUGCCCCCAGUGAAUGUACCCGUGAAUAGCAGUGGACGACUGUCGACGGGAACGAAAAAGGGAAAAGAUACAGACCUUAUGACGCAGUGUAACGUCUGUGAUACUCCCGGCACCAACCAAAAUCUUGUUAUGUGCGACGAAUGUAAGAAAUGCUAUCACUUUACGUGCUUAGAUCCUCCAGUGAAAAAGUCUCCGAAAAGGAGAGGCUAUUCGUGGCACUGUGCCGACUGCGACCCUAGUGCCUCUGAAACUGAGACUUAA
Messenger RNA from Monomorium pharaonis (pharaoh ant), 3735 nucleotides. RefSeq names its product PHD finger protein 14. The transcript has 14 exons. Gene Ontology annotation, biological process: regulation of transcription by RNA polymerase II. The coding region runs from base 1012 to 3735 and encodes 907 amino acids. The record is from RefSeq and is a predicted model, not a curated record. NCBI's taxonomy places the organism in Eukaryota, Metazoa, Arthropoda, Insecta, Hymenoptera, Formicidae.